CCUUGCGCGCGCCGGUUCCGGUCGCCCGCGCUGUGUCGCGUCCCGGCGCGAUGGCGCCCUCGGUGUGGCUGGGCGCCAGCCUGGCCCGCGCGCUCUUCUACCCGACGCUGCUCUACACCGUGCUCCGCGGGAAGCUGGGCGGCCCGGCCCACCGCGAGUGGUACCACCGCAUCGACCGCACCGUGCUGCUGGGCGCGCUGCCGCUGCGGAGCCUGACACGCAAGCUGGUCCAGGACGAGAACGUGCGCGGCGUGAUCACCAUGAAUGAGGAGUACGAGACCAGGUUCCUGUGUAACAGCUCCAAGGUGUAUAACUGGAGCCCAGAGGAGGCCAUCAAAGCCAUCACCCACAUCCGGUCCCACAUCCACAUCACACCUGGUCAGCUGGAGGUCCUCAGGGAGUUCUACAAGGCUGUGUCUCCAGCAGCAAGGAGUCACACAUGACACAGCUCAGUGGCUGAGAAAGAACUCCGACAGCUGCACCUGGCACAGAACGAGCUUUACGUGGGGCCAGCGGGGCCACUGCUGACUGACAGGACAGAAACGUGCUUGGUGGUGGGUAACUGCUUCCUGUACCUGCUUUCAUUAACCUCAAAUAACAUUGUUGAACAACUGGAGAGGAAGAGACUGGUGUGCCUAAAUUUUAUUUUCUUAAACAAGGUAAAAAGUUUCAACAAGAACCUAUUGUGUAGCUAA
Messenger RNA from Octodon degus (degu), 695 nucleotides. It is a transcript of the gene Ptpmt1, whose product is annotated as protein tyrosine phosphatase, mitochondrial 1. Gene Ontology annotation, molecular function: phosphatidylglycerophosphatase activity; phosphoprotein phosphatase activity; phosphatidylinositol-4,5-bisphosphate 5-phosphatase activity. The record is from RefSeq and is a predicted model, not a curated record. Lineage: Eukaryota; Metazoa; Chordata; Mammalia; Rodentia; Octodontidae. Bases 51 to 443 code for a protein of 130 amino acids. The transcript has 3 exons.